Physella acuta is the source of this 3087-nucleotide messenger RNA. RefSeq names its product collagen alpha-5(VI) chain-like. NCBI's taxonomy places the organism in Eukaryota, Metazoa, Mollusca, Gastropoda, Physidae. The record is from RefSeq and is a predicted model, not a curated record.
CACAGCUGACAUACGGUACGGGUGAGUAACUGGCUCAUGAGAAUGACGUGUCGAACGUCCAGCAUCCUGUGGUCAAGUGUCCUGCUCAUUUCUGGCAUCAUCAGCUCUACAUGGGCUGGGCACAGACGAUUUACAUUUUUGGAUGGGGAUUAUUUACCUUAUCCAGUUGAACAAGACAAUUCAGCUCUCAAGUUCGAUGCUUUCGACAUCUUUCAACCGUGGAAUCCCCAGAAGGACUAUUCAGACUUAGAGAUCUGCAAACCGUUUAUUGACGUCAUGUUUAUUUUUGACUCGUCCGGAAGUAUUGGCCCCGAUCAGUUCGUCAAACAACUCAAGAUGGCGGCCGACCUGACGAAAAGUUUUGCUCUCGGCCCGAACAAGGCUCGGUUCGCGGCCGUCCAGUACGACUCAUAUUUCCAUAAAGUGUUCAAUUUCAAAGAUUUUUCGGACCACGCUCAGCUGUAUCAGAAAAUCAGAUCUACCCGCUAUUACGAGGGCGGAACUGACGUCAUGAAAGGACUUCUGGGUGUGAGAAUGCUUGACCUCUUCCACGCUCGCUACGGAGGUAGAAAAGCUGCGGCCAAAUUCGCCAUUGUUUUCACCGAUGGGAAACAACCAAUCAAUCGUCACAUCCUGCUGGAGGCCGAGAUCUGGAGCAAGGCCAAGGUCACGGUCAUGGCCGUGGGUAGUGCCAACGCUGACCGUGACCUCCUGUAUGCCCUAACCGGUGACCCCGACAAAGUCUACCAGGCCGCCAACUUCGAUGUGCCAAUAGCCAUCAGAAGAUCAUUGGAGCGUAGAUUGUGUGCAGCGAAACCCCGAACAAAAGAUGUCUGCAAAAAUGAGAUUGACCUUUUCUUUGUAAUCGAUUCCUCUACAAGUAUCGGCUUCAGAGAGUACAUGAACGGUCUAAAAAUAGCCGUAAACAUUAGCAAAUCUUUCCACGUGAGCAAAGAUGAUGUGAGGGUUGGUGCUGUUGUAGUUGGUAGUGGUGUCCGAAUCUUGUUUAAACUGGACUCGUUUUCAAGACAGAGUCAAGUUAGAAAUGCGCUGCUGUCGGCUCCCUACAUGAACGAGGUCGCUGAUUUGGACGACAUGCCUGCUUUUAUUGUUGAUGUCGGGCUGUUCAGUGAAGCAUAUGGUGGCAGGGCUCAUUCACAGAAAGUGGUGGUCUAUCUCACAGAUGGAAAAAGCAAAUCCAAGAAAUAUAUUCGAUACACAGCCAAUGACCAGCUGUUGAACGACGGCAUCAUCUCAAUUGUUGUUGGCAUUGGGAAGGAGACGAACCAACAAGGACUUGAACUCCUGUCUUCCAACUCUGAGUUUGUGUUCUCUGCUACUGAACCGCAGUUGACGGAAUACAUCAAAGAAAUCGCUUGCAUUGACCCAACAGAUGGCCCGAUUCCAGAUCUGCCCGGCACCACAGUUGUCCCCACCACAGAUCCCAACCUUACGUGCUCCCCUCUCGCCGAUAUUAUUUGGCUCAUUGAUAGCUCGGGUAGUAUUGGUCUGGUGGCUUUCAGCGAGCAGGUGACAUUGGCGACUGGCCUUGUGAGGAAGUUCAAGGUUGGACCAAGCGACGUCCGCUUUGGCGCUGUGCUCUUUAGUCACAAGGCGGAGCAGCUGUUCGGUCUUAGAGACUUGGAUACUCAGGAAGAAGUCAUUCAGAAACUAAACCACGCCUCCUACGCAGGGGAGACCACCUAUACCCACAAUGCCUUCAAGCUGGUGAGCAAUAAGGGCAUGUUCGAAACCAGGUCAGGAGGAAGGCCACCGGCUGCUAGGAUUGUCUUACUCAUAUCGGAUGGGGAGUCAGAGGAACCGAAACUAACUCUGGAAGCUGCCAGCGCUCUGAAGAAACAAGGCGUGACUGUUGUCGCCAUUGGCACUGGGCAGGCUAACAUUGAGCAGCUGCAGCAAAUAGCCAGUGGUCCGGAGAACGUGGUGCUGGCCAGAGGAUAUGACGUCAUAGAUCAGGUCCUGGGCCGGGUGUACAAGGCGGCCUGUCAGGGUGAUGUGUCAACAACGAAACUCACGACAACAUCAACAACCUUGGGGACAACAACAACGCUUAGAGCUACCUCGCCCACAGUGCCUACAACGACAACUCAAAUGAUAACUACAACUCAACCAACAACUACCACGCCACCACCAACCACAAUUCAACUCACAACCACAACAACACAAACUACAACCACUACUGAACCAACAACCACAGUUCAAUCAACAACGACAACAAAAACCACAACAACGCAAACAACGACAACUACACAACCAACAACAACCAUUCCUCCCACCACUACAAUUACAACAACACAACCAACAACUCCAACUAAUCCAACAGUAACCAGCCUAAGUACGACAAUUGCCACACAAUCAAUUAACGACACAACAACUCGUAAACUUAUAAUCACAGAACCCACGGGGACCCCGCCCACAGCCAUGCCCUGCCCGAAGAACACGAUGGCCGACAUCGUGCUGGUCAUGGACUCCUCCAACAGCAUCGAUGACCAGGACUGGGAGAACGAGCUGCAGUUUGCCGCCGACUUGACCAAACUCUUCACGCUCGGCCCAGGCGACGUCCAGUUUGGUGCUCUCAUCUACAGCCUCGAGGCCGACCCGCUCUUCAACCUCAACGAGUUUAGGGAUGCGAGGAAGAUAGAGAAAAAACUACUGAGGGCCAGACGGAUGAAGUCGCUGACCUACACUGGACGGGCACUUAACGUGGCUGACACCAUGUUCGAACAGGAGAACGGCGGCAGGAGCGGCGUCAAGAAGAUUGUCUUGCUGAUGACAGAUGGUGCCGCCACCUCUAGAGAUCGUGCUCUAGCGGCUGCCGAUAAGCUGAAAAAGAAAAACGUGGUGAUAAUCGCUGUGGGCAUCGGUCAAGAGGUGUCGGUGGAGGAGCUGACCCUUAUAGCCAGCAGUAAGGAAGACGUCGUGUUGGCCUACAACUUCAACACGCUGGACUUCAUCAAGAAGAAGGUCGUUGACCUGGCCUGCUCAUACGCAAUGGAAACUGGCAACAGUUAAAAGGUCGUUAAUACGGGCAGUUGUAAUUUAGUGAAAUAAAACGAAAUUUAAACG